AUGUCUACUGACGUUGUAAUACUAUUGCUUGUAGUCGAUGUUUGUUUAGGCAGUAGUUUUGAGGGGAAAGUUAUUGGAGGGCAAUAUGCAACAAUUAAAAAUUUUCCUCAUGUUGCAUUUUUGAAAAUAAACUUGGAUAAUGAUGUAUGUAUUUGUGGAUCUUCUGUGUUGAAUCAACUCUUGUUAGUGUCUGCCGCACACUGUUUUGAGCUAAUAAAUGAACAUACUAAUAUAGGGUUGUAUGCGGGACAUCAUGACAUUUUUCAGGUGAAACUAGUAAGACCGGUGAAAGCUGUAUAUCGUCACAAAUAUUACGACUCCAAAAACGUAGUUAAUGACAUUGCUUUGGUAAAACUUAAGCGCGCAUUACCCUUAGGGGAGUUUAUUAAGCGUGUGAUUUUGCGGCCAAGUAGCCUCAAGCAAGACGGAAUCUUAGCUGGAUGGGGAGCAACGAAUAGCCAGAUGAGUGAAUUUGAUUUCAAGCUGAAGAGUGUCCCGCAGAAGUUGAGGUCUAAAGAUGCCUGUUCACGAAUUGGUACAAUGCACAAGGGAAUGAUAUGUGCGGGAAGUUUCAAUUCCAAUCAUUCAAGACCAUCAAAAGGAGACUCUGGCAGCGGACUGAUUAGCAAGGAUUAUCAAAUAAUUGGUAUAGUAUCUUAUUUGGUGACCUCUUUUCCGGCUAUAAUUGUCUAUACAAAUGUAUCUCACUAUUAUUCCUGGAUACAUGAGAAGGCAGAAAAAAUAUUAUGUCCUAUUGAUUGA
Pieris macdunnoughi is the source of this 762-nucleotide messenger RNA. The record is from the annotation of a GenBank genome assembly. Lineage: Eukaryota; Metazoa; Arthropoda; Insecta; Lepidoptera; Pieridae.